Alternaria ventricosa is the source of this 1554-nucleotide messenger RNA. RefSeq lists its product as uncharacterized. The record is from RefSeq and is a predicted model, not a curated record. The transcript has 4 exons. Lineage: Eukaryota; Fungi; Ascomycota; Dothideomycetes; Pleosporales; Pleosporaceae. Bases 1 to 1554 code for a protein of 517 amino acids.
AUGAGUUCUCAACGUUACUACUCACUCGGUGUGCCUGGAGCCCGUGCUUGGGAGAUGGAGGAACAUGAGUCCGAGUACCGACCGCAAGGGCUCACCACGGAAGUCUCCUCAGUUAGCCUUCUCUCUGACCACGAGUUCACCUCAGAAUACGAUCUCCAACAGAACCUUGAAAGUGCUCAACAUCAACACAAUGGCAAUGCCAACUCAUACCCGCGGAAUGCGAGCGUCAACGGCUACCCGCAGAAUUUUGGCGCGGGUGCAAUUGUUCACCCGUCCGAAGUCUAUAUGCAAAACCACGCAGCCAGUCUCACCUCAGAACAUAUAGAUGUUGCGGAUGCCAAUGCUUCACCAGAAGCGGACCUCGGUUCACUCGGUCAACCUCUUCGCCGCUUCUACUUUCGCACGAUAGUCGGCAUCCUUGGACCGGUGAUGGUAGUAUGUUAUCUCAUCACCAUCUGGCGCAUCUACCUCGCCCCACUCCACCCCGACUCGACAGUAGCGUUCGGACCGCAGGGUGCCAAAUGGGUCUUCUACAGUUGGUUCGUCGCCGGAGUGAUUGGUCUGAGCUUAAGUCUCUACGGACUGGCUGGUGCCGAGGCUGGCAUGCUCAUGGAGCGAAAUUGGAGGGUUCAAGACGCCAUGCGUCUUAUGUUGCAUGCUGACAAUACAUGGUCUGGCCCCGGUGGCUGGAUGAAAGCAUUCAAAUGGGCUGUGCAAAUGCGUAGGCUGCUACCUCCACCUCGUCUCCUGAACCGAGCACAGCUCCGACUUCAGACUGCACAGGAUGCGCCCUUGUCAAUGAUGGUAAAGAAGUCAAGCUCAGCAAAAAUCGAUGGCGUGCGCUCUACUUACUCCAACUUCCAACGAAGCGACACCCCGGUGCCUACUCUAAAGAACAAGUGUGCGAAACGUUUUGGCGCAGAGACACUUGCGUGUACACUCAACAUCAACGACGACGGUUGGUUGAAGUGGCUGUUUGACUCAAUAGGCCUACCGUCACCACUUGGCACAACAACAGGAAAUACGGAAAUUAUGGUUGGCAACCUGAUAGUUGACACUCAGGUGGAAUAUCUACAAGCCGACCAACUUCGACAGGCUCUUCUGCAAGCUUAUUCCACCUAUGCAAUCAAGCUCAUGUACAAUGACGGUCAGGAUUUCAUAAGCGAGAACGGAACACGCCUCAAAUCACACGUUCCCGACCUCACGGCUUUUGUCGCUGGUACCGUAAUCGAACCAGGCGUCAUGCCGGCUGCUGUUCCUGUCGCUCUAUUCGGACUAUGGGCUUUGAUCAGCUCAGGCCUCUGCCUUGUCUAUGGCUUCAGGCGACGAUGGAGUGCGAUCUUGGACGGGCAUACAGUCUUCAGGCUUGGGGCCGAGUUACAACAGACGUACCGGGCGAGACUGCAACUGUAUUCUACGAUUGCUGAUAUUGAAGAGUGCGAGACUUUGCAUGAGAUUCCGGGGUUCGUUGCUGACAUGGAUCCUGAUGAUGAUGUAGGGAGGAUUGGACUUAUGGAUGGGAAGCCGGCUAGGAAGGACAAGCUUUAUCGGUAA